Chara braunii is the source of this 4720-nucleotide messenger RNA. NCBI's taxonomy places the organism in Eukaryota, Viridiplantae, Streptophyta, Charophyceae, Charales, Characeae. The record is from the annotation of a GenBank genome assembly.
CCUUCUUCUGAAGAAGUCUUCCAUGAAGCAGUGGGACUUUGACGCUGUCUAUAAGUCUUUCUCUGCAGGAGUACAUCAGGAGGGAGGAUGGCCAUUACAGGGGUGCUCGAUUCAAGAGGCCCUUGACAGGACACAAGCUUGACAUCUGAAGCAAUCAGGGCUAGGAGGAGCAGUGUGAGAUUGUCGAAACCUUGGAUGAGAGAUAGGCCAAUGGAAGGAGAGUGAAGGGAGGAAGAUUACCUCGUUAAGCAUGAUGGAGGGCGUUGAGACAAGCUUAACAGAGCCCCAGCAAGAAGCAGGUCAAAAGGCUCAGCAGCCGCAGGCAAAGACACGGAUACUAGCCCCAAUGGGUGUCCGUAGAGGGAUGUCGUACUCCCACUCCUUGAUCAAGAUGGGAGGAGAUUCAGGACCGAAGGGCCGAAAAGAACGCCUUCUCUCCACUGAAACACUGUGGCGUAUCCAGAUAAUUCAAGACCGUGAGGCUUCCCUCAGUUCGGGCUCAAGGCGUAUGUCAGGUUCUCCGUCAGCCUGGGGAGGAAUACGACACAGGGAUGAACUCCUAAGGAAACGAAGAAAAGUGGCAGAAAGGCUCCUUAUGUAUUGCCGGUUGGAGCCAGCUAAAGGCCCCUCAAGGAUGCAUUGUUUCAACCUCUUCAUGUAUCUGUGGGCUGCAAAUGAUCAGGGGCAAUCUUGUCCGUUGGUGCAAAUCCCUGACACAAUGAUCAUUCACAAUGGUCAGCCAAUUGCUUGGCUCUUCACCGAUCGUGCCACUGGCCUUCUUCUGAAGAAGUCUUCCCUGAAGCAGCGGGACUUUGACGCUGUCUACAAGUCUUUCUCUACAGGUGGUGAGCGUGACAUGGGUCUGGGGAAGGUGAAGGCUUUGCAUGUGACGCCACAUGAUAUGGCGCAGCACAAAGUUCUUGUCAAUCAUAUGGAUGCCGAGACACUGUAUUCUUUCCUGAAGCGGAAACAUUUUAAAGAUGGCCUCCUGCAGAAGUUCAUGAUGCCGUUUGGAAAGCGAAAUGUUGUCUACAGUGCAUUUUGGUAUCCAAAUUUUUUCUACCUGGAACGGACGAUCAUGAAUGCAAGGCCACGCCCUCUGGCCGAGUUCGACUAUCCAUUUGUCAGCAAGGAGAAACCAUUGCCAAAGGAGGAUGUUUCAUUGCUACUCAGGCAAAGACUCCAAGCAAUCUGCAACUCUAUUGUGGACCAUAUAUAUGACGUAUCCCCUCAAAAGUACAAAAUUGCACAUAUGCGUUUGAUCUUCAAGAAUGACAUUCAGGGACACCUUUGGCUCCUGUUCUGCUAUGACCUUCGCCUACAGCGUGAAAUCAGCAUACAGCGAAUCUCUCACACAUCCCCAACGCAACAACAAUUGACAUCGUCACAUCGAUCGUCUCACGAGAGUGAUGGUGCCACCCAGCGCCCACAGUCUGCUGGUUCUCUCGGUUCUGGUAUGGGAGGUGAUAUGCAACUGAAAGCCUCUGAAGGAACGAUGAAGCGUUCAUCCUCAAGUACGGAGUUCAACCACCCAGUUGGUGAUCGCACAGGCGCUGCCAGCGGCAUCGACAAGUACGACAUCAGCAAAAGGGAUGACGGGUCUCGCGAAGACUAUCAUCGUGAUGGUUAUGGAAUGAAAAGCGGAUGGGAGCUAAAAGAUAGGCAGGGCAGCCGAGAAACGAGAGGAGAUUCAGGUGCUGCUGUCCAGAGACUCCGAACGGAAACAGAUUUCUCCACAAACUACAGCGCAAGGUUGAAUAGACGUUCUGUCCUUUUGUACCAACCUGCAGGUUAUUUGCAAGCUGUUAGCUCGGCUGCAUUUGGAGAAGACUCGGAAAACAAGACGCUACAGGCACAACAUAGGCAUUCUUUGCUGAAGGAUAUUUCUUGGGUUGCAACCACAGAUGUUGUGCAAUCGAUAACCGAAGAGUUAGCUGAAGAACACGAGGCGCACCAACUGAAGAGGAGGCGUUCAGGAGAAGUGGACUUGGGUGGUGGUGAUGAAGGCAAGUCUGGCGCUGGUGCCAUGCUGCUGGGUCAAGUGAAGAUUGCGAAGUCGGAGUUGGGAGGCUUUGGAUUCCAUGGCAUUGGCGUUCAUUCCUCAGAGUUGCAAUUCCCUUCAGCCAUGGGAGCUGGAGCUGGUCACCAACCAUCGCGCCCAGGUUGGUUGUUAUCUGCUGGCUUGCAAGCUGGAGGGCGACCGACAAACUUGGAGGGAAAGGAACGGCGGGUGGACGAGCACGAAAUCGCCGCCAAGAGCCAGGCUCCACCUGACGAUGCUGCGCACAUGGUGGAAAAUCGUCCGCGUUUGAGCAGCUCUGACAAUGAGCCGGAUCAGGAAUUUGGAGGAGAGCUCACAGACGACGAGACCAAUCUCUGGUGGACGGACUACGAGCCAACACGUAUUUGGCUGCGCACACGGACUCGUGAUGUGAACCGGAGAACGCUCCCCUGGUUUGAGCCGUUUCAUUAUCGAGGGGUUGUGCCGAUGCCUCUUCGAAGAAAAUCCUCACGGGAGCGUGCUAGGUUCCCAAGGCUAUCCCCUGGUCAUCAUUACUCUAGUUCAUGGCAGAGAAGCGCGCGAUUACAAUCAGGCGCGAGUGUGCGUAGUAGCAUGCACAGCGGGUGGAGUAUGAUGGACCACGGUAACCAUGAUGCAGGUCGUGAGCGCGAGUCUUUUCGAUUGCCAUCCACAGCGCCUGGUUCCAGUGUACUGGGGAGCAACGGUGACAUCGGUGGGUAUGGUGAGGCCCAUUUAUCGUCCACCACUGAGUUCCCCCCCAUGACAUUGACAGAAGGAGUAAGAGGACAGCGAGACGGGCAUGAAGUGGAGGCAAAUUAUCAUGCACAGGGGAAUUUUGAAAAACAAGGUGACCAUAACCAUGACCAUAACCAUCAUAAUCAUCAUCAUCAUCAUCAUUAUCGUCAUAUGCCACAACAUGUGGAUACUGCAACAGCAGAACAUGAUGAUGUUGAAGCUCCCAACCCUCCCCCUGCUGAAUGCAAUCAUCAUGUCUCGUCAUCAGACACAGGUCACAAUGGACCAGAUCAUGAGCAGGUUGUAAGAGUAGACCCCGGGAAAAGUGGCGACGACACUUCUAAGGGAGUCGUUGUGGCGCCCAGAUCAGGGUCCGGCCGGGCACGAAAGCGCCUCAAACAAGACCGGAAUUGGUUCCGAAAAGGCGGCAAUGGCGGGCGUCGCCGAAAGGAUGUGGAACAGGACAGUAAACGCAGGGAACAGUCCAGUUUAUUGCAAUCAUCUACAGAAGGACGGACGGCCAUGGGUGCGGUUUCUUCGGGACCAAGCGCCGCAGAGCACAUCGCUCAAACUGUCAGCUCUCCAUCCUCACCUGAUCUGGUUUUGUCUUCCAACCCUUCUUCCAUUCUAACGUCCCCUCCUAAUACCAGUUGGGAAAAACAAGAAGAUUUCUCAAGAUCUGACCCACAGCACGAAGACCCAUCUACAGGCACUGGAUUGCACUCCUCCUCUAAGUUGCGGCACCACAGCAAAGAGCUUUCAAGUGACGCAAACUUGGGGACAGACAUCCCAAGCCCAAAAACACUGGAGGUUGACGGGGAGGUCGGCGAGGGGGGAACAGAUGCAGAGGUGCACAUUCCAGCAGCUGUAAGGGAUCAGCUUCCUAACUGGGAAAAGUGGUGGGAAUCAAUAACGGAAGUUGACUGGGUAUCAGAAGCAGGGAUCGGCGACAAGUUUCGUCGAACUUUCGUUGAAACCCCGAGGAAACCUGGCUUUCCUCGUGCUAAGUGGCCUCCGGAAAAGGGCUACACUGUCAAGGACCAGCGCAAACAAGAAAGCAAGGCUGAGCCAAAACUAUUCACAGCCGAGAUCAAAGAGAGUGAGAGGAAAGGGUUGCGAGAAUCUAUAAUGCGGAAGGCGGCGGAGAGGGUGCGCGAAGCGCGGGGUGUAGAUGAUCGGGGCAGCAGAAGGGCAAACGUUCCAGAAGGAUCGAAGGAGGUGAGCCGAAUGGUCUGCGUGAUUGGGGUGGUCGUCGAAGUGUGGUGGGCUUCCCGAGACCACCACAUUGCCCCGACCAUCCUAAUCAGACAGCCAAGAAAGGAGAAGGAGGGGAUCAGACUUCGCUUAGAGGGAAGACGAAGGGACAUGCAGGAGGGAGAUGCACAGCAAGAACGGAAGAUGGCGCGGGGAUGCAGAGCGGGAGAACAGGUUUACGAGUGGAGGAGUGCCAAGGCACUCAAGGGUACCAUGGACGACUUGGUAGCCGUCCCGGACCACGGGGUCACUGAGCCCCAGCUGGUCCAGUUGUUUUAUCAUGCCAUUCCAGAGGCCCUACGCGGGCAUUUCUUUGACAAAUCUCAGCAGGCCGACAUGACUUACGAUGUAUUGAGUAGAGAAGUCGUCCUGCAUGAGUCGAAGUCUAUGCCAGUUACCACUUUCUGGCAUAAGGACCUGGAGAAGGGGAAGAAGUGGAAAGAUCGUACCAUCUCGGGCCAAGUCAAGGCCAAGGAUCCCUUGAUCCUGACAUUAGAGGAGGGUGGUACAAAAGAGGUCCCAUAUGAUCAGAUUGAGUGGGGCCUUGAAAAUGAUGGCAGUAGUGUGGGGCAGGGGAGGUCUUACGCUGCUGUCGCGGCUGGAGGGAGGCCGCAAGGAGGAGGAGGAGGCUAGGGCCAAAGGGGCCAGGCCAUGGGAGGCCGAGGACCGGGCGCACAGGGGGUUGGCGGACAGGGAAACCGCCAAGCG